Messenger RNA from Musca domestica (house fly), 696 nucleotides. Its product is annotated as activity-regulated cytoskeleton associated protein 2-like. The transcript has 2 exons. The record is from RefSeq and is a predicted model, not a curated record. Lineage: Eukaryota; Metazoa; Arthropoda; Insecta; Diptera; Muscidae. Bases 1 to 696 code for a protein of 231 amino acids.
AUGACCAGUGCAUCUUUAACAACUGAGCAAUUUGAGACGUUAGUAAAAGCUGUAGCUGCAGCUAAUGUAAAAGUUGGAACUUUUAGCCAUUGUUCAGCUCGCUAUAAUGGUGAAAAAGAUUCGACCAAGCUUGAGGAGUUCAUCUCGGCUAUCACAACUUUCAAAACUGUGGAAAAUAUUGGAGAUAUGGAAGCCAUUAAUAGUAUGCCAAUGCUGUUGUUGGGUGAUGCUUCCGAGUGGUGGAGUGGCGUGAAGUCGAAAGCUAAGAAAUUUGAUGAUGUGGUGAAUAUGCUGCGUGAUUCCUUUUGCCCAGCAAAGCCGGCAUGGCGCAUAUAUGCGGAAAUUUGUGAAGGAAAGCAGCAGAAGAAUGAAGCCACAGAUGUGUUCAUUAGGAAGAAGAGGGCGUUAUUCGCUAAACUUCCAAAAGUUCCGUCGGAAAAUGACCAAAUCGACAUCCUGUUUGGAAUGCUUCAUGUCCAGAUUCGUGAACGAGUUAUUCGUCAUAAGGUGGCAAAUUUCGACGAAUUGCUCAAGGAUGCACGAGAAGCUGAAGAUUCCCUAAACGAGCCCUCGCCCCACACUUUGGAAUGUUGUUGUUCGAUGAUGAUGAUGAUGAUGAUGAUAAUGAUUCUGAUGAUGACGACUAUGAUGACGCUGAGUGUUAUUGAACUGUGUGGCGUUGUUGGUGUGAUGUAG